Molecule: messenger RNA, 1713 nt
Organism: Miscanthus lutarioriparius
Lineage: Eukaryota; Viridiplantae; Streptophyta; Magnoliopsida; Poales; Poaceae
Source: the annotation of a GenBank genome assembly
AUGUUCAUUCAGUUGGAUUCUGAGGAAGAGGACGAAGGUAGCAUUGGUGUCGAGAAGGCGGGUGAGAAAGCUCCAACUCGGGAGGCUUCUAUUGAUAAGGGUGAGGAGUCGGAUCGGAGCUCCAGUGACGGAGAAAGCUCUGCUGAUACAAGUGGGUCCUUGGAGGAGGAGGAAGAGGAUAACACGACAGUUGAUUCUCUAGAGGUACCAGUGGAUAGGGCGGAUUUGGGUAGUGAUCAGGAGAUUGAUUGUGUCGGGGGAAAGACGCCAUAUGGAGAGGUCGGACGAGACACCCUCGUUCAUUUGGGCAGCCAAUUGGGCACUGACAAGGACCAGACAGAUCUAUUUACCAGUUCGGACCUUCGUUCGUGCAGGUUCGAGGCUAAUUCAGGGGAGCGGAGGUUCUUGGCCAUGGAGGCUAUGCUUGUAAGGGAGGAUUUUGAUGAUCUUACUAAUGAUGCCGAGGUUAGCGCGUUGCCGUCUGUUAUGCUCGCCCGUGCGCUGAAGCAGAAAGGUGGGAUUAUUGAGACUAAAUUGCGCGAGCAGUUGUCGCAACAAAAGGAGGUUGUUAAGUCCGAAAAGGCUGUAGUUGUUCGCCUUACGAAGGAGAAUGAGCAGCUUAAGAGGAGGCUAGAGGUGGCGGAGAAGGUGGCUAAGAGGGAGGAGGAGAAAAGGACUGCACAGCAACCAUCAUUAUCUCCUCUUGGUGAUCAAUUCCCCAUAGUUUCAUACAACGAUUUAGUUCAACCUACACAGAACUUCUCCGAAUCAAACAUGAUAGGGAGAGGAGGUUAUGGUUCUGUAUAUAGAGGGAAGUUGAUGGAAAAGAAGGUGGAAGUUGCAAUUAAGGUUCUUGACAUUGAUAUGCGAGGUGCUGAGAAAAGUUUCUUAUCAGAAUGUGAAGCUUUGAGAAACAUCCGACACCGAAAUCUAGUUCCCAUCAUAACAGCAUGCUCCACAGUGGAUAUCAACGGCAAUGUUUUCAAAGCUCUGAUAUAUGAAUUUAUGCCAAACUGGAAUUUGGACUCUUGGUUGCAUCAGGAAGUGAAUGGGAAAGUCAGAAAACCUUUGGACUUAAAUCAAAGAACAUGCUUAGCUGUCAACAUAGCUGACGUACUUGAUUAUCUGCACAACAAAAGUGGGAAAACAAUUAUCCAUUGUGAUGUCAAGCCCAACUUUGGCAUUGCAAAAUUCUAUCUUGAUUCUAGGACGACAUCACCUGGAGAUUCAAAAACUAUAAGCUCAACCGGUGUGAAGGGUACUAUCGGCUACAUACCUCCAGAAUAUGCUCGAGGUGGUCACGCAUCAACAUAUGGGGAUGUUUACAGUUUUGGAAUAGUACUUCUAGAGAUGCUGACAGGGAAAAGGCCAACACAUCAUUUGUUUGUGGAUGAACUAAACAUUGUUAACUUCGUGGAGAGGUGCUUCCCUGAUAAAAUAUUGGAUGUGACUGAUGGUUCCUUACAAGAUGGCGUCAAGAGUGCCCAGAUAAAUAUGGUAACAGCAAAUGAGGACUACCAAUGCUUGUUUUCUCUACUGCAAGUAGCACUUUCUUGCACACGAGAAAUUCCUGCUGAACGAACGACCAUGAAAGAUGCAGCUAGCAGAAUUCGUUCAAUCAAGACCACGUAUGCCGGAGGAGAACGCAAACAUACAUUGAACUCAAACCAUCAGUAUACCGUGCCCAUGCUAGCUACACAACACAGAUCUUGA